Messenger RNA from Trichomonas vaginalis G3, 387 nucleotides. RefSeq names its product NTF2-like family. The record is from RefSeq and is a predicted model, not a curated record. The coding region runs from base 1 to 387 and encodes 128 amino acids. The transcript has a single exon. Lineage: Eukaryota; Parabasalia; Trichomonadida; Trichomonadidae. Gene Ontology annotation, cellular component: nuclear pore central transport channel. Gene Ontology annotation, biological process: nucleocytoplasmic transport.
AUGUCUGAACUUUAUAUUAGUCCUUAUUCCGUUUCUAUUGCUCAAAAAAUUGUUAAAGAUUAUUUCCAAACAGUUAUGGGCCAUAGAAGUGAUGUAUUGAUGUAUUAUGCUCAUGACGCUUAUUUACAGUGGGAUGGAAAAGAUUAUCACGGCCAUGGAGAAAUUCAAUCAUUUUUCGAACAGUUACCUGCACAAGUUACAUUCUAUAUUACAGGAUUUGACGUUCAAUCAGUUUCUGAAACAGAUCUUUUAACAAUGCUUGUUGUUUUCGGAUCAUAUCAAAUGCCAGGUGCAAGAAUGCAAGAUUUUCAUUGUUCAUUCUUUAUUCAAAGUCAUAAUGAAAACGCACUAGCAAUUAUCAAAUCUCAAUGCUUCUCCUGCUUCUAA